UAUCAAAGAUUACGCCAAGAAUUUCACAAACAAUGGCGGCCAAGCUAGGUCGUUUACAAUCACGAGCUAAGAUAUCGAGUUUAGUGUCUAUAAAAAAAAUAACUGGAAGCGAGAAAUUUCCCGGAAAACGUCACGCAAAAUCUCAUAUCUCACAUCUUGAUGACAAAACAGUACGGAUUCUAGCAAGAUACUAUACAAAGGUUUAUGGAUUUACCUUUUACGCAGCAUGUGAUCCUAAACAAGAUCAAAAUGCAAUCCGUGUGAGUAAUAUGGUGGAACGUUUUGCUGCAAUUCAAUUGGGAGACGAAAUCUUUGGCUCACGAGUUUCACGCUCCGACCUGAGAAAAGUUCCUGAAGUGCUUGAAAAUCCUGUUUAUAAAGAGAAAGAAACCAAUGACCCUGCAAAACUUACGGCGAAACAAGUAGAGUUAGAGGAUAGAGUUAGAACUUUGGUGAAUCAAUUAGCAAUUCGUGAAGUUAUGACUUCUUCUAGUACAAGUAAAGAAAAGGAUACCAGUUUUCACAAGUUUUGGAACGAGGUAGUUGAAAAAGAUGGACCUAUCGAGCCAAAUACUCCUCAUGAUCAAAUUCGUAAAGAACCAUAUAUUCUGCCGAAAGAAUUCGAAUGGUCCACAAUGGAACUGAAUAGCCAGGAGAAGUAG
This is a messenger RNA of Ambispora leptoticha, 662 nucleotides long. Lineage: Eukaryota; Fungi; Glomeromycota; Glomeromycetes; Archaeosporales; Ambisporaceae. The record is from the annotation of a GenBank genome assembly.